GAAAAGGGAUGCUAGAUGGACGCAGAUCAAACCAUGGUCCAUAUUAAGUUCAAUAAACAAGCAUGUAGUUUAUUGUUACUCCUCUCACACCAUAAGAAACCUAAAAAUCCCAAUCUCAGACAAGAGAGAUUCAAAAGGAAUCUCUCAAUCCACUGUUAUCAUCUUCUCUCCCCUCUCUUCGCUCUCUCUCCUUCCCUCUGCUCUAAGCAGGAAAUUUACAAUGUCCAUUCUCACUCACUGAAACGACGCCGUUUUAUAGGUCUAAAUUAUGUGCAGAGCCCGCUUUCUCUCUCUCUAGCUAGGGUUUUGAUGUGGAUAAGUUCAAUUCAUGACUUACUUUGGUCCCAUUUAGGGUUUCUUCUUUAAGGGUAAUAAUAUGAAUGCGAAUACGAAUACGAAUGGUUCUUGGUUUUUUGACGAAAACUUUAAUGGCGUGCCGGAUGAUUUUUUCGAUGAUGCCAUGGAGCUCCUUGAUUUUCCAUUGGAGAACGUAGAAUUGAAUGAUUUAGGCGAAGAUUGGGAAGUUAAAUUUCAACAGUUGGUGCCACCACCAUCAAAUGUUUUGGCUGGUCUUUGUGGUGAAAAUGGCAAUGACAUUUUGAAAGUAAAGAAAAGCUCUUCAGUUUUGCAUGAUGAAUCUUCUCAGCCAAAACAGUGGCCCAGCACUGCUGAAGCAUCCUCUGGCAGAGGCAUUCCCCUUAAUUAUGACUCUUCAGAGGCUAAAUAUUCACGCCUUUUCUGGACCUCCAGUCCAGUUUCUGUCCUUGAAAGCAGCAGCAGCUCUUCCUCAGCAGAAAAUGCAGUAGUCCAACAUCCCAAAUUUGUCAUCCCAGUGAAGCGCCCUCGAAGCAAGCGCCCUCGAAGCAAGCGCCCACAUCCCCAUCGGCGUACAUUCCCAUUCAUCUCAUAUGCUCCAAAACAAUAUCAUCCUUUGGGUUCUGAAUCGGAAACAGAAUCCUGUCCUGAUGAGAAAAUGUUGAACGUUGCCAAGAGAAAACAGAAGAAGAAAAGGAAUCUAAUGCUGUUGUCUUGUACUGUAGAGAUGAAGAAAUCAUCGACACAACAACCUAUUGAAAUCAGAAAAUGCACACAUUGUGAGGUAACCAAGACUCCACAAUGGAGAGAAGGGCCUAUGGGGCCAAAAACGCUUUGCAAUGCUUGUGGGGUUCGUUACAGGUCGGGCCGUCUCUUCCCAGAGUACCGUCCUGCCGCUAGUCCGACCUUUGUUCCAUCAUUGCACUCUAACUCCCACAGGAAGGUCGUCGAGAUGAGAAAGAAGACUACUCGGCCAAUGACAACUACGGCUGCAAUGGACGCAUCGCUUCCAACAGUACCAGAAUAUUCAUUUUGAUAGCUAUUUGUUUGAUUAUUAAUUAGGAAAAGUAGCUUUGUUAGCUGGGAGCUGUCCGGUUCUCUAUUUUCAGUUUUCUAUUUUCUGUUGGUUGGUUUGUUCUUUUUGUACAUUAAAGAAAUAAGAACUAGGAACCUUUAGAUGAUUAGAUGUUUGGCAGCAGCGAAAAGUUAAAGAAGGGUAGAGUAGUGAGUAUCUUGGUGAAUAUCUGAGUGAAGCAGAGAAAUGUAAUUUAGAUGUUUAGAAGUAGGGUUUAUUGAUGCUUUAUGCCCAUUAGUGACGCUAAACAUUUGAUUCUCUGCUUAUUUACAUAAGUGGAUAUCAGGUCUCAAAUUUGUAGACUCUUCUGUACUUUGUUGUAUUUGUUUUUUGUCUAGUUGGUUUUGCAGGCUGAUUCUUGAAA
Jatropha curcas is the source of this 1754-nucleotide messenger RNA. It is a transcript of the gene GATA13, whose product is annotated as GATA transcription factor 13. NCBI's taxonomy places the organism in Eukaryota, Viridiplantae, Streptophyta, Magnoliopsida, Malpighiales, Euphorbiaceae. Gene Ontology annotation, biological process: regulation of DNA-templated transcription; cell differentiation. Gene Ontology annotation, cellular component: nucleus. The record is from RefSeq and is a predicted model, not a curated record. Gene Ontology annotation, molecular function: zinc ion binding; sequence-specific DNA binding.